Molecule: messenger RNA, 4237 nt
Organism: Phyllopteryx taeniolatus (common seadragon)
Lineage: Eukaryota; Metazoa; Chordata; Actinopteri; Syngnathiformes; Syngnathidae
Product: gamma-aminobutyric acid receptor subunit beta-3-like
Exons: 10
Coding region: 558-2078 (506 amino acids)
Biological process (GO): regulation of membrane potential; chemical synaptic transmission; nervous system process
Cellular component (GO): synapse; neuron projection; membrane
Molecular function (GO): extracellular ligand-gated monoatomic ion channel activity; neurotransmitter receptor activity; GABA-A receptor activity
Source: RefSeq, a predicted model, not a curated record
AUCAAAAUAAAGGAAAAGUCAGGAAAUAUGUACAUUGUUUUAAAAAGAUAGUUUGGAUGGGAUGUAAAAAAAAAACAUAGCAGAGAAAAUGUUAUAUUAGGAAAUAACUGAUGUGGGACUUGUGGGUAACGUGCUUAAAUAGCUGCAACGCCCCUGUUUGGUACUCGUGGUGAACAUUUCUUCCAGCGUGCAAGUAUUGGGCUCCGUCGCUCAUGGGAACGAGACGAGUGCCUUCACCGCCGCCAGCAUCAUCAUCAGCAUCAUCAUCAUCAGCGGCGGCGGUGGCUGAAGCUUUCUCGUCCAGCCUCUCUUCAAUAUGCGCUCCUGCACAAUCAGACCAGAGAACCAGUGUUGGACGGGGAAGCGAUGUUAGCCCAUAUUUUCCAUCUGAGCUGUUGACUCAAAGCGCCCCCCCCCCCCCCCCAUCCUUUCUCCCAACCGACUUUUCUCAUGGCUAAUCAGUGGAUUUGACUGAGAUUUGAAAGACUGUUGAUCGAGGAGGCUCUUGUUUUAUUUUUUUCCGCCGCUGCUUCUGCUGUCGUAUGCGCGUGUAAAACAUGUGGACUUUGCACAAGGCUCGCCAAUUGCGCGUCUUGUCCGCACUGGUGGUCGGGUCCAUAGUGUGUUGCGCCAAAAGUGUCAACGAGCCAGGCAACAUGUCAUUCGUGAAGGAGACGGUGGAUAAACUCCUGAAAGGGUACGACAUUCGACUGAGGCCAGACUUUGGAGGGGCCCCAGUAGCAGUCGGGAUGAGCAUAGACGUGGCCAGCAUAGACAUGGUUUCUGAAGUCAACAUGGACUACACACUGACUAUGUAUUUCCAACAGUACUGGAGGGACAAACGUCUCGCCUAUCUUGGUAUCCCACUAAACCUGACCUUGGAUAAUAGAGUAGCAGACCAGCUCUGGGUACCAGACACCUAUUUCCUGAAUGACAAAAAGUCAUUUGUUCAUGGAGUCACGGUCAAAAACCGCAUGAUCCGUCUUCAUCCAGAUGGAACCGUUCUUUAUGGCCUCAGGAUAACGACGACAGCAGCAUGCAUGAUGGAUCUCAGGAGGUAUCCCCUGGAUGAGCAGAACUGCACUCUGGAGAUAGAGAGCUAUGGCUACACCACAGACGACAUCGAGUUCUACUGGAAAGGGGGCGAGUCAGCCGUCACAGGCGUGACGCGCAUUGAAUUGCCACAGUUUUCCAUUGUUGAUUACAAGUUGGUUUCCAGAAAUGUUGUGUUUUCCACAGGUGCCUACCCUCGGCUUUCUCUAAGCUUUAAACUUAAGAGGAACAUCGGCUAUUUCAUUCUGCAGACGUACAUGCCAUCCAUCCUGAUUACCAUCCUCUCCUGGGUAUCCUUCUGGAUAAACUACGACGCCUCGGCGGCCAGGGUGGCUCUAGGAAUCACCACCGUGCUGACCAUGACUACCAUCAACACCCACUUGAGAGAGACGCUGCCCAAGAUCCCCUACGUUAAGGCCAUCGACAUGUACCUGAUGGGCUGCUUUGUCAUGGUCUUCCUUGCCCUUCUGGAGUACGCCUUUGUCAACUACAUCUUCUUUGGGAGGGGUCCUCAGAUGCAAAAAAAGCUGGCAGAGAAGGCUGAGAAAGCCAACAAUGAGAGGGAAGCCAAGUAUGACGCUGCAAGGGAGGCAGGUAGUAGGGCCGCAUCACUAAAACGGUCCAAUCAGAUUAGAGGCCUUCGCCACUCACGCUCGGCGGAACCAGGACAUGGGAACAUUCUGCUGACCACCUUGGAAAUCCAUAAUGAAGUAGCAGGAGGAGAGAUCACCACCAGCGUGGCAGACAUCAGGAACUCGCAGUCCAUGGUGCAGUUGGACAGCACGGCCUCGUCACACAUUCAGUAUCGCAAGCAGAGCGGCGGAAUCGGUCCACGUUCUGCCAGUCGUCACUCCCUGGAUCGCUCCGCUCAGAUGAAACGCAGCCGACUGCGAAGGCGGUCCUCACAGCUGAAAAUCAAAAUCCCUGACCUGACCGAUGUGAAUGCCAUUGACCGUUGGUCACGGAUCAUCUUCCCCUCAGUUUUCUCCUUUUUUAAUCUAAUCUACUGGCUCUACUAUGUCUGAUUGGACAGUUUUCUUGUUUUAUUUAUUUCAAUUUGGUUUGGUUUACCUCCUUUUUGUCUGUGCUUUUAUACAUGCAUUGAAUCUAUCAACAUCAGACUAGAGACUCAAAGACUGAGAAAGUUCUGGACCAAGUUCUCAUCCAAUAUCUUUUUAUAUUUGCCGACUUUGAAUCUGUAUUCUUUUCUAUAGUAUGUACUGUAACUGGGACUUGUGAUAGUCAUUUCCCACAACAGAGACAAAAUGCCAGCAAUUGAUUACAUACAGUAUUUGCAAAAAAUCUAAAUAAAAUAAAUCAAGAAAGCAGUAUUCGAAUCCAAAAAAGAGAACUUUAUACCACACAGGUGAUCGGAAAAAUGCAGGCAAUUCCUAAAAAUCCAUUAAACAAAAUGUUUGAUCGGUACCUUAUGCACUAUAAAUGCAUGUAAUGAUCUUCCAAUGUGGUCAACUUUUACUGACAGUUUCUUCUUCAGGAUUAUCAUGACUCUCAGGCUUCCAGGUUUUUACUAUUCUUGGUGUCAUUUUUGGUUGAGGAGAGAAAUGGCAAAACAGCACAAGAAUGAACAACACUGCCAUUUAUUUCCAGUUCACCUUUUAAUGGCUCCUCAAGCAAACGUGGGACCCAAGUGUAUCCAAAUUGAUCAAACUGCCAAGGGGUGUCCGGGAGGCAUUGUUACCCACCCAGCAUUGACUCACAAACAGAAUAUCCGAAAAAAUGUUAAGCACUACAUGUUUCUUAUUCAGAAGCUUUUUUCCCCCAAGUAAUCUUCAUAAAUGUAUGUGUUUGUUACUCAUUUCAGUGUGCUUUUUUUUUAGUUGGAUGUCCUACAAAUUGCACAUCCAUCAUAUCUUGGGUUACUAUUGUACUCUUUGUCUUUCAAGUGUUGAUUUGAUUUCCCACUUUGUCUUGUUGCAAACAGUGAUACACUGGAGAAGUUAAUUCUGUGUAUAUUGAAAAAUGUAUAUAAUAUACAGUAUAUAAUGUGUGCACAACCCUAAAUGAAAAAAAAGAUGAUCAAAGGAGCAUUGAGUUUAUGAUUGUUAUGCUGGCUAAGACAUGUCAGUCGAUUUAGGGGGGGGGGGGGAUUCAUGUACUUUCUUCUCCACCUGAAGUUCCAGCUGAUGCAAAUGGAUUUUUAAUAGACUCCACAGUUGGACCACACAGGCUGGUUGAUGAGCACAUGCUAGCGUUGAAUGUAUCAGAUCCAUUGUUCUUCAGGUAGAGGAUAUUGAGCCAUGGUCAUAGUUUCUUUCCAUCUGAAUGUAACCCCUUAUGAUAUUGCACGUGUGCAGGGGCAUGUACACAUGCAGGAUGAGCAGGUUUGCGAGCAGCUAUUGGGGUGUUUUAGCUCGACUGCUGCAUGUAGAACUGGAUUGUGGCUUACAAUAAUCAACCACUUCCAAUUUAUGAAUGAUAAAUCUGAAACAUUGUUUUUCAUGACUGCCGGCACCCCCCACCCUUCCCCAACAAACAUUCACAUAACUUUGUGCAUGAACAUGUAUUAAAUAUGACUACUAAGAGAUACUUAAGAGUACAACUUUAAACUUGUGAUGGUCUUAAAAUAACUGAAUGUAUUGUACUUGGAUUGUUGCUGUCUGGCUACAAUUUACUUUGAGAUCAAAUAUGAAUGGGGGCGGGUGGGGUGUUGCAGUCCCCGAGCUGGUCCUGUUUUCUACUGUGUAGACAAGGCCUCAUGUAUACAUGUACAUGUGAGGUGGUUUUAAGGAAUCCUCACAUUCCCGAAGAAAGUUAACAAUAUUUGUACAUCUAUAGUAUGAAAACAGUGAAUGAAGGCUCAUACUCUAGGGCUAUUCUUUUCUUUUUUAUCAACAAGGUUAGAAAAAAAAAGGAAAGCAAGUUAAGUUAUUGUGUACUGUGCAUGCAACAACACAUUUGGAGAGACUUAGAGAGGGAGAGAAAAUGUUUUAUCCAGCCUCAUGAGAGCUAACAAAUGCCCACUCUUGCUUUGUAGCUGACUUGGAAAAGAAAGAAAAAAAAAGUCAGGCGUUGUAUGGCCUUGGUCCCAUAAUGGAAUGUGAAAUGUUCUGUGCUGCCACAAAAUGUAUUUAGUCUUAGAUUUAUAUUGUAUAUCUCUGUAUGUUUCUCUUCCUUUUUCAAAGGAUGAUUAUGUUAAAUCAUCAAAUAAAUGAUAUACAUUGUA